Microbotryum saponariae is the source of this 1394-nucleotide messenger RNA. NCBI's taxonomy places the organism in Eukaryota, Fungi, Basidiomycota, Microbotryomycetes, Microbotryales, Microbotryaceae. The record is from the annotation of a GenBank genome assembly.
AUGCCGACGAAACGUACUUUGAAACCAGCGAUCGCGAUACACACUACGACGGUGCCCUCGUCCGCUGGUGGUAGUGGAUCGGCCUCGUUGUCCGUCGUGGGCAGCGGCGCUGGCGCCGGUGGUGGUGGUGGGGCGGCGUCGAUCGGACAUGCGCGCGCCACGUCAACGUCACGUUCGAGGACCCCUAGCGCGUCCAUCUCGGCUACCCUACACCCCAAUCGAGCAAAAUCAAACCCCCUCGCCAACUCGAGGGACAUCACUCCCGAGUUUGCCUACGACCACUCAUCGCGCAACGACUCGCAUGAUCAACUAGACUCGGACGACGACACGGGGCGUCACUCCCCCGUCUUUAACCAGUACGGCUCUGCCGGCGCUUCGUCGUCGUCCUCGUCGCUGCUCAUAAAUGGCGGUUCGACGGCGGGGUUGAACCCGCAACAGCUACGAUCGCUCGCGAGGAAGGAAAGGAAUCGAGUCGCGGCGCAGAAAUCGAGGGAUCGCAAAAAGGACGAGUUCGAAGGGCUGUCGGCCGAGAACGAAGGGCUGCGGGAGGAGAUCCGCGCGCUCAAGGACCAGGUUCGCAAGCUGGAUGACGAGCUGUCGAUGUACCGCGGCGUUGGUGGGUCCAAGGCGAGUAUUUCAAAAAUGCGAGGAUUGACCUCGGGUCAAGGGUCGGCCAAGAAGAGAAGGGUCAAGGGCGCGUCGACUACUUCGAACGAGUCGGCCGAGCGCGGACCGGCUAGCCCCGCACCGGCUGCGAGCGUGCCGAUGAUCAAGCUGGACAGCCGACGGAGCAUGGCCAGUACAAGCACUGGGUUCACCAGCUUGGAUGAGUUGGCUUCUCGCCGCGAUGAAGAGGACAUGGAUGACGAUGAAGAGGAGGAAGAGGAAGAGUACGAGUACGACGAUGGGAACGACACCGAGACGGAGAGGGACGAGGUUCGUGAAGGAGGGCUGAUGCUCGAUGAGGCCCUGCUACGCAUUAUCAGCGAGCAAGACAUCCUCAAGGACGAGGACGAGGAAGAUGAGGAGGAAGAUGAGGAGAUCAUGAAUAUCGCAAGGGUGAUGGGCACGAUGAGGGAAGCAGCUGCGCAAUCCGUACGCCCCGGGAUGUUCAGGCGAAAAUCGUCGAAUCGAACCUCGACGGUCGCGACGCCGAAUGCCGCAUCGGCGGCGGAUAGUGGCUCGAACUCAGCUGAGUCGUCGCUGCCACUGAGUCCGAAACGGAAGAGGAAAGGAAGUGCGGCCUCGAUCCAAGGCAAUAGUCGAACCUUGUUCCCCGCGAUCGCUUCGGUUUUGGUGAGUGGGACUUGGAGCAUUCGCUGACCCUCGACGGCGAUGCUGACUCGUGAUUCCUUCAAUGUCCGCAGAGAGGUACAUUGGACAAGGAGCCCUAA